AGAACUGACUUUUUAUUUAAAAUACAAUUAAUUUCAAUUUAAAUCACCAUGUGUGGUUAGUGACUACUGUAUUGGAUACCGCAGGUUUAGACAUUCUUGCUAAUAAAAACUAACAUUAACUUCAUAUUUUAUGGUUUAUAAAGGACUUUGUCAUUAGCUCUUGCCCCUUCCUUUCUCUUUUUUGGCCACUUCUCAAACUUUUAUCAAAAGCUUCCAUAUGACUGUGAAGAAUACAGUAGUAAAUUAGAUUAUGAAUUAAGAUGACUAAUGAGAGCGCAUGUAAUUUGAAGUUUAACCAGACAAUGCAGGAAGGGAGAUGAUUAAAAAAAAUUCAGCCCAAUUCUUGAGCUUAUCUCUUGAAACACUAUUGGCCUAUUUUAGUGUGUGAACUAUAGGAGGUUGAGAAAGACACAUAAAACAUAGUCUUGCUUUUCAUUAAAUCUAUAUUUGAAUGUAAAUUGUCUUUUGGAUUGGUGGGUGACUAGGGCAUGCCAGUGUAGAAAUCCUCUUCAAAGUGAAUGAUAAAAUCAUCCUGAUUUCUCUGCUGUCAGACCUACUGAUAUCCAAACAGCAAGUACUAUGGGAGAUAUAAAACAUGGCCUCUCUUCUCAAUAAAACAAAGUGAGGAGAAUUUUCUCCUUUGGAGACAAAUCUGAAACUCACUUUAUCUGCCUCUUGAUCAGCUUUCUCAAACUUAGUGCUACUGACACUUUAGACCUGUUAAUUAUUUGUUUUAGAGGGCUGUCCUAUUCAUUUUAGGAUGUUAGCAGCAUAACUGGCUUCUGCCCACUAGAUGCCAGUAGCACCCCUCGGUUCUGACAACCAAAAAUGUCUACAGACGUUGUCAAGUGUCCCUGGGGGCAAAACCACCCCGUCCCCCUCAUUGAGAACCACCGUUCUAAGUAUACUCUAGUUACAUAUAAAUACUUGGACCAUAAGUUGAACGGUAAUCUAUUAUUCUACUUCAUUUGCCCUUUGGGGAAGUUCUGUUCCCCAAUAUCGUUUCUAAGGAGCCCAGAAAUGCAGUCGUCUCAUGUUUUAUCCAGGAGCUAGAUGUUCUGUGAAAGUAGGAGAAUCAUUUAGAUUUUCUAGCCCAGUAUACUGCCAGGAAGCAGUAGAUCUGAUCACAUUUUAUAGAUCAAAAAACAGACUCAGGAGGAAUAUGCUUUGACAAGUUCAUUUAGCAGGUGGUAGAGAUUUUGAACCUAAGCCUUUUGUCUCCAGAUGAUAUGUAUAUAAUACUUACCUGUAAAAAAGAAGAUACCAGAAUUUUGACUAGAACUACUCUGAUAGCAGCAGUACAGUUUAGAGAUUAGAAAUUUGGACCAGAGCUAGGAUUAGGGUGAGGCAGGCAAGGUGCCUAGGGUGCAAAAUUUAAAGGACAUUCACUCUUCACUCUCAGGUUCUAGCCCUGACUGGGAGCAUUGGAGUCAGACUGCCUGGAUCGUGUCCUGGUCUUGCCUGCUAUUAGUUAGUGAUGUUGGAUAAGUUACCUAACUUCUUGUUCCUCGGGUUCUUUUUCUGUAAAAAGGAGAUGAUAAUGUCUGUCUUAUAGGAUUUUUGUGAAAAAUGAGCCUGUACAUUUAAAGUACUUAUGAAGUGCACAGUACGACUUCAUUAUUAGUCUAGUAAACGUGAUGUUCGGAUGCACAUCUGAAUCAUUUGGGGAAAAGAAAAUGAAUUUUCUCCAUGUUUAAUUUCAGAAACCUGGCAAAGACUGCUGAAGUAGAACUGCCAGAAAUAAUAGCUACUGUGUCGGGGAAAUAAAGAGUACUAUAAAAAUGUGGACGGAAAAGAGUUCUUCCUAUUUUCUAAGUAAAUAGCAAUUCAGUAUCCUUGGUUGUCUUCAGUAGUAGUAAUAUGAUGACUGUUGCCAAAACAGUAUUACAUUGUCCAUUUUAAACAGUUGAUAUUUAAAAAAUAAAAUAUUUUGAUAAAUAAAAGUAUGCAAAAAAUGAAAUUGGAGAAAAACAGAAAACACUCAACUAAUUCGAACUUUACGUUAUUUGAUAUUAUAAGCUUAAUGCUAAAUAUGUGUACUAUUUUUGUACUUUUUAUAUUACCUAGAAUAGUCUUUGGUACUUAGUAAAUAUGGAUUCUCAAUGGACCACUGCUCCAAUACCCCCUUUCCAUCCUCUCCUCUCACCCCCAAAAGCAGUUGGAAACGUGUGGGCUGUGUUUACCUGUCAUAAUGACUAGUGGGCACCUUUAACAGUUAGUAAGCUAGAGCUAGGAAUGUUGCAUCUUAUACACUUCUGUGGUGCCACCCUGUGAUGUAAAGAAUUAUCCUGCCUAGAAUGUUCGUAGCAUUCUUAUAGAGAGACACUAUGCUAGAAAACAACAGUUUUUCCUUCUCUUCUUUGAAAUCAAUAUUAACUGUCUGUUAUGGGAGAAUAAACUAAUGCAAUCUAGGGCAGUAGAUGGAUUUCAUUCAGAAGAGCAGCAGCUUUUAUUGCAAGUUCAACAGCAGCAUCAACCCCAGCAGCAGCAGCAUCACCACCACCACCACCAUCAGCAAGCUCAACCACAGCAGACAGUGCCUCAGCAAGCACAGACCCAGCAGGUCCUUAUUCCUGCAUCACAACAAGCUGCAGCACCUCAAGUUAUUGUUCCUGAUUCGAAGCUGAUACAACACAUGAAUGCAUCAAACAUGAGUGCUGCUGCUACUGCUGCUACCUUGGCACUCCCUGCAGGUGUGACUCCUGUUCAACAGAUAUUAACAAAUUCCGGCCAGCUUCUUCAAGUGGUCAGAGCAGCCAAUGGUGCCCAGUAUAUCUUUCAGCCUCAGCAGUCAGUGGUUCUGCAACAACAGGUUAUACCACAAAUGCAGCCUGGUGGAGUACAAGCUCCUGUUAUCCAGCAGGUACUGGCCCCACUUCCGGGAGGAAUUUCACCACAGACAGGUGUCAUCAUCCAGCCUCAGCAAAUCUUAUUUACAGGAAAUAAGACUCAAGUUAUACCCACAACGGUGGCGGCUCCUACACCAGCGCAAGCACAGAUAACUGCAACUGGCCAACAGCAGCCACAGGCCCAGCCUGCUCAACAGCAAGCUCCAUUGGUGUUACAAGUUGAUGGAACUGGGGAUACAUCAUCUGAAGAAGAUGAAGAUGAAGAAGAAGACUAUGAUGAUGAUGAGGAGGAAGACAAAGAGAAAGAUGGAGCUGAAGAUGGGCAGGUAGAAGAAGAGCCUCUCAAUAGUGAAGAUGAUGUUAGUGAUGAAGAAGGACAGGAACUCUUUGAUACAGAAAAUGUUGUUGUAUGCCAGUAUGAUAAGAUACACAGAAGUAAAAACAAAUGGAAAUUUCAUCUCAAGGAUGGCAUUAUGAAUCUUAACGGAAGAGAUUAUAUAUUUUCCAAAGCCAUUGGAGAUGCAGAAUGGUGAAGAGUUGGUUCUUUUCUUUUAUAAAUAAAACAAAACAAACUUAAAAAAAUUUUAAAGUGGACAGUUUGAAACUUGGGUCAUACACCAACCAAAACUUAACUUCUGCAUGUCAGAAAAGUGCAGUAGAAGCAAAGCUACCGGAACAAAGAGACCUUGACAACAUAGACACUACUUCUAACUGGCAAGCCAUGGAACUGUAGCACCUGGGGUUGUUGGGGGUGGGGGGGUUGGGGUUUUGUGUAGGAAAACCAUAAUUGUCGAUUUUAAAUACAGGUACCUGCCACCAAUAAUUAGCAUGUAAAGCUAUGUCUAUAUUCCUUCCUCCAACUUGGGUUCAGUCAGAAGAUACUUGUUGGAAUGAACUGAGGAAACUUCCCUUUUGAUAGAUUGAACUGAAACUGUUUAUUGUAUGUGGUUAUAUUUGGUAAAAAUGGCGUGUGAGCUUUUUACAAAAGGGUAAGAAUUAUGGUGUUGAAUUUUAAUUCACUUGUUCAAGGAAACAAUUUAGAAACUCUCAUAGUAGGUCUUAAAUAUUUUUACUUACUAUUUUCUCUCAGUAAUAUAUACCUCUUCCUUCCCUGCUUUAUGAAACAUCUAUUAAAGAGUUAAAGGAAGUAAUCAGUGAUCACAGUUUGGAGACAAAAUUUGACCCAGGAAUCGAUAUAUAUUUUAAUUAGGUUUCAUACUCAUUAAAUGUAGUUUAAAGACUUGGGUCUCAUCUGAGUUGAGCAGAAUUAAAAUGACAACUUCAGUUUCUUUACAGAAAAACGUAUUUGUUUCUUUUAGUCUGACACCUUAAAAAGAAACCUCAAAGUGGCUCCUCAGGAAUAUGAUUUUAUUUCACAAAGGUACCAUCUAGCAGAAAUAAUACACAUAUAGGUAGAUACAGAUUUUUUUCCUCUUGGGCUGAAGUGUAUGCUUAUAUAUGUGUUUAGUUUUUAAGCUAAACAAAAAUUCAGUUAACAUUCUGUGCAUUGAUUAGAGCAUUGGAGAGGUGGUGAGGACCUGGAUUUUUAUUAAACAAUUUAGUAAUUAUAAAAAUUUCUUGUGUUUACUAGUAAAUAAUUUAAAAACUAUUAUUCUAAUUGAACACAUUUUUUUAAAUGCAACUUUGUAAUUUGAGGGGAAAACUUUGUUGUUAGAGGGGGGUGGGCCACUAAAUACAUAUUUACCUCUCUUUCAUUUGGUGGCCCUUCCAGGCCAUUGAUAAUAUAGAUGUGGGCUCCAGUUUGCACAUCGAGAAGAAAGCAUAGAAAUUUGAUUUGUAUAUUAAAAAUAAUAGAAAUUUAAUAUGUAUAUUAAGAAUGCAUAGCUCUGUAUUCUGUAAGGGGCUCUAAAGAACAAUAUGGCAGUGCUGCGUUCAGUGUGAACUAGUUGCCUGGGAAAUCUGUAGGAGCACUUCUCUUUAUCUUUGUGUUCUUACAACUACUUCUUUUCAUGGUUUAUCUUGACAAAAUUCACAUGUGUUUAAGUUACUUGUAUAUUGAAUGUUUUUUGUCUUCCAUUUUUGUCUUCCUUUUAUUUGCCUUUGUGUGUGUUUCCAGAACUAACAUAGAAACACUUUAAAGUACAUUGCAAAGAAAAACUGUGAGCUCUUAUAUGUUGUUUUUUAACACAAAUCCUUAAACUUCUCAAAAAGGCUAAUCAUUUUUUUUUUGUUGCCUGCUUGCCACCCUGCAUACCAACUUGGUCCCUUUAACUUAUGUUCUGAACUUUGGCAUAAAUGCUGGUUUCUAGCAUGCUAGUAGUUAGGUUUUAUUUAGAUGCCAUAACUGGUAAUACGGUUUUUAUUUUCACUAUAUUAAUUUAGUUUUUUGGAGGGGAGGUUUAUUUGUUUACCCUACUACUCUUUAAGCACACAAAGGUUUUUUCGUUUUUGUUAAUGAGACUGGGAGAAGAGAAGGGAGGGGGUGAAAUCACGGAAGUCCUGUCGUUCAGUUGUCCUUCAGUGUAGUUGCAGUAGGUUUAUAUUUACCCAAUGAAGAAGUCAAUGACCUGAACUACCUAUAAAAGUUUAGCAGUGCUGCAGUGUUGAUUGAAACCCUUUGGCUUUCUAGUAGUUCCUGUGCUACUGACUGUGGAUUACUAUAUGAUAUUCAGCUCGUGUUUUGGGCCCUCUAUGUAGACAAACAUUUGUAUUCAUGGUAGAAUUGUAUACUAGCCUGUUUUUAUAACAUUUUUGAACAUGAACAACCGUUGCUUUCAGAGUGACUCAACUAGGGUUAUUUUGAAGCAGGAAAUAACCAUUUGUAUUUGCACCUGUGAAUUGCAUAUUAAUUAUGGCAUACUUGGCAGAUGCUUUUCUUUUACCUGUGAAAAUUCUGAAAGCUGGUCCAAACAACACUGCAUACCAAAUUGUGCUCUUAUAUGUAUUACUGCAUUCUGUUCCUUUUUAAUCAAAUAGCAUGUCUUAGUUUUGUUAUAGUGGCUUGCUAUAAGAAUGCCACUUGCUUAUCUUUUAUUGUACUUGAAUUCUUAAUCAUGUUUUUAACAUUGUAUUUAGCAAAUCAUUUCAUUAGGUUCUAUAAAAAUGUCAUUCCUUUGAAAAGGCAAGGAUUCCCACUUUCAGAAUUUUAAAAUGAAAAUAGCUUGUUUAUUCAAAGAGGGAAGAGAGUUCAGACUUGGUAUUGUGAAAAUAAGUAAAGGUUUCCGGAGAGGAGUUGUUUAGAUUUGCACAGAUGGUGAUGGCACCUUUUAUUUUAAAAAAAGAUUAACAUGUAUCAACAGUGCUAAGGAAAAUUUACACAAAAUGACUAAAGUGUGGAAAUGUGUGCCUUUCAGUAUAUGUACUCUUUUUUUGGUGGUCAUUUGGAUAAUCAGACCAUUUGAAUGCCUGAGAGCACAUUUAAUUUCUGUGGAGAGCCACAUUUGGCUAAAACAACUCUUUAAUGUGCAAUUAGUUUCUAGAGUAAAAUGUCUGUUAUAUGAAGGGGAUCUUUAUAUUGGGCUUUUAUAUUUUUUUAAAUGUUCACAUUUCUUUUUGUUAAUCAAAUGCCAUCAUAAUAGCACAUUUAUAUUGUUGCCUCUCUUAAAAUCAAAGCCACCUUAAUGUUACUCUUCUAGGAAUCCAUCAAGAGUUGAGCAGCAUGUAUAGUGAUUAAAUAUGUCCUUGAAGAGCAUAUUCUAAUAGAUUCUGGUUUUAGACAGCAAGAACAUAAAAACAGCUUUUGUGUAAAGAUUUUCUUUUGCUAUAGUGAAAAUCAAGGAUUUGGUUUUCUUAUUUUUUCUGGCUUUUAUGGAGGAAUGAAAAGGGUUGUCUCUAAGAGUAAUUUUUGAUUAUCUUAUAGCAAUAAUAUCACCAUUCUUUUCAGAAGGUAAAUACGCCUUGUACAGGAAACAGAUGUAAUUUCCUCUUGGGAGUUCCCUUUAUGACUUAGCAUUUUCUUCCAGUUAAGAAAAUUCCUAUAUUUUCAGAUUAUUUCAUCUUGAACUUUUUUGAGCUUUUGUGCAAUGUAAUAUUUUAUUAAUUCAUCUUUGUACAUUUUCAUUUUAUUUCAUGUCUGUCUCUCACCUGUCUGAAUCAGCUAUUUCAGAUUUUGAAUUCAUUGGUUAAAAAAUAGUUGCUUUAUAUAUUUCCUCAUGAGUUUAUGUUAAAUAGUUUUGCAUUUUAAUCUAUUAUGCUAUGGAAAUUAUUCUGAAGUUUAUAUUCCCUUUUUAAGCCUGCCUUAGUCUAUCUUCUGUCAUUUUUAUGGUUUAAGGAAGAACACAUCGAAUUUAAUAUUUUUGUUUAUUUUGUGGAACAAGGGAGACUUUUUUUUCUUCUCUUUUAAGGGAAGAACUACAUUGAGUUAGUAACUACUAUUUCAGUCAAGGUUCCUUAAAUCAGUCCAGUAUGUGUCAGGGCUACAAUUCUGGGGGAGAGACUAAUCUUUUUUGCUGUUCUGAGCUACUAUUGUCAACUGCUGUUGUACAUACUGUUAUGUGUAAGGGCGUAAAUAUAUUUAUUAUGUUUGUAAAAUUCAUUCUGUACAAUUGCAGAUCAAGGUUGCUCUUCUGUGAUAUAUGGGAUAUUAUGUUUUAAAGACCAUCUUGGAAUACAAUUAGAGAACUUAGUAUUUUGAUGUACUAAGACCUAUUUUAAGUUUAAUAUUUUACCUUUGCAAAAACUUUAAUUAAAGAUGUUAUUUAAAAAAA
Molecule: messenger RNA, 7516 nt
Organism: Equus caballus (horse)
Lineage: Eukaryota; Metazoa; Chordata; Mammalia; Perissodactyla; Equidae
Gene: GTF2A1
Product: general transcription factor IIA subunit 1
Biological process (GO): transcription by RNA polymerase II; transcription initiation at RNA polymerase II promoter
Cellular component (GO): transcription factor TFIIA complex
Source: RefSeq, a predicted model, not a curated record